Acytostelium subglobosum LB1 is the source of this 507-nucleotide messenger RNA. RefSeq lists its product as hypothetical. Bases 1 to 507 code for a protein of 168 amino acids. Lineage: Eukaryota; Evosea; Eumycetozoa; Acytosteliales; Acytosteliaceae. Gene Ontology annotation, cellular component: cytosolic large ribosomal subunit; ribosome. The record is from RefSeq and is a predicted model, not a curated record. Gene Ontology annotation, molecular function: structural constituent of ribosome. The transcript has 3 exons. Gene Ontology annotation, biological process: ribosomal large subunit assembly; translation.
AUGUCUAAGAAGGGAAACACUUUGAAGCAGGAUCUCUCUGUCAAGUCCGGACAGAAGACUGUCAUCACCGGACCCGCUGGUGCCAAGAAGGAGAAGGCUGCCACCGCUGCCGCUGCUGUCAAGAAGGGAACCAUGAAGAAGACCGCUCGCAAGAUCAGAACUAAGGUCAUCUUCAGACGCCCAAAGACCCUCCACCUGGCCAAGAGCCCACUCUACCCAAGAAACUCGGUCAAGAGAGCCUCCAAGAUGGAUCAAUUCAGAGUCCUGAAGGCCCCACUCACCACCGAGUCUGCCACCAAGCAGAUUGAGGCCAACAACACUAUCACAUUCAUGGUCGACAUGUUCUCCAACAAAUACCAGAUUGCUCAGGCCGUCAAGAAGAUGUACGAGGUCGAUGUUGCCCGCGUCAACACCGUCAUCACCCCACUCGGUGAGAAGAAGGCUUUCGUCACCCUGGACCCAGCUCACGACGCCGCCGACGUUGCCAACAAGAUUGGUUUGAUCUAA